CAUGGCGUGCGCCCCACGCGGGCUUCGCGUAGCGCCAAGAGUCCCGUGGACACUAGCGCCUCGCGUCGGCGACCCGCAGAAUGCGUGGCUGGUGGGCGCGCAAGCGCAGUGGCUGCGGCAGCGCUUCCGGGACGGCGCUGUGCGACUUUUUUGGCGCGAGUGGGGACGGCGGCCGGGAGGGCGCGGUCCGCGCUCCGCGGUGUGGGUCCCGGCAGCGCCAUGCGCUACAACGAGAAGGAGCUGCAGGCGCUGUCCCGGCAGCCGGCCGAGCUGGCGGCCGAGCUGGGCAUGCGGGGUCCCAAGAAAGGCAGCGUGCUGAAAAGGCGGCUUGUGAAGCUGGUGGUCAACUUCCUCUUCUACUUCCGGACGGACGAGGCCGAGCCCGUCGGAGCCCUGCUGCUGGAGCGCUGCAGAGUCACCCAGGAGGAGCCCAGCGGCUUCUCCAUCAGCUUCCUGGAGGACCCCGAGAGGAAGUAUCACUUCGCCUGCGGCAGCGAGGCACAGUGUCAGGAGUGGAUGGGAGCUCUGCGGCGAGCCAGCUACGAGUUCAUGCGGAGGAGCCUCAUAUUCUACAGAAACGAGAUCCAGAAGAUGACUGGCAAGGACCCCCUGGAGCAGUUCGGCAUAUCUGAGGAGGCCAGGUUCCAGCUGGGUGGCUUGAAGGCCUGAGUCUGGAACAAGCCCUCCCCAUCCUCUCCGCGCCCUGGGUUUCUUGGUCAAGCCUGGAUUUCCUGCUGCAGGUGCUUGGCUUAAAGACUUCAAAAGUCCAAGAUUGGUGGGGGUGGGGCAGGGGCGGGUUGGAGAAAACCCAGUAACACGCCACCCCCGACCUGGACUGGUCUGGCACCUGUUGGGUGCCCCAUGCUGCUACCGGGGGACAAGUGUCCACUCCUAGAAGCUGCGGCCAGCCCCUCGGGUCCAUCCCUCUGGGGCCUGGCAGCUGCUGAGGCUGGUGUAGCCUUUCUGCCCUGUGCAGGCUGAAUGUAUGUAGCUAGACGAUGCUGUGAAGGACGUGGGGGGCCGCGCCUCUCGGAGCCACUGUGAAUUCUGCCGCUGGGGCAGGCCCUGGCCGAUGCCUCUGGGCGGAGCAGGACACCUUCACUCUCAGGCCAGUGUGCUUGUUGUACUCAAAUAAAGGGACCUCUUUUCCA
Neogale vison (American mink) is the source of this 1151-nucleotide messenger RNA. It is a transcript of the gene PLEKHJ1, whose product is annotated as pleckstrin homology domain containing J1. Lineage: Eukaryota; Metazoa; Chordata; Mammalia; Carnivora; Mustelidae. The transcript has 6 exons. Gene Ontology annotation, biological process: retrograde transport, endosome to Golgi; receptor recycling; endosome organization. The record is from RefSeq and is a predicted model, not a curated record. Bases 220 to 669 code for a protein of 149 amino acids. Gene Ontology annotation, cellular component: recycling endosome; trans-Golgi network; early endosome.